AUGGCUCAUAGCCAGAUCUCGACUCCGGAGAUACAGGGCCGGCACACAUUCAAGUACACCCGUUUCACGGACUCAACCUCAAUCCGCAUCCUGACUCUGUCCCCGGGCCGGCCUGGUGACCCGCUUCGUGGUGAGCUGUCCGUCGAGGACCUGGCCUCUGCCCAGCCGUAUGAGACUGUGUCCUAUGUCUGGGGUCUAGGGGGUCGCUGCGCAGAGCUCAUAUGUAACUCGGAAUAUCUUUCAGUCACUCAGAGUGCCCACGAUGCCCUCGCUCGCAUUCGGUCCCCGGACACCCCGAGAAGGGUGUGGGCGGACCAGAUCUGUAUCAACCAGGACGAUGUGGCGGAGCGGAGCCAGCAAGUCCCCCUGAUGAAUUCAAUAUAUCACGGCUCCGACCGUGUGCUGGUGUGGCUGGGUAAAGAUCCAAACGGUAUUGCUCCAGAGGCAAUGAAGAUGGUGAGGUAUUUAAAUACCGUUUUUGGGGAUGAAACAGCACAUCAAACCUUCCGACAACAGUACUCGGAAGAGCUCUUGGCUCAAAACAGAGAGCCUUGGAUCCCGCUAUCCAAACUUACAAAGUUGCCAUGGGAAAUUGGCACAGCUUCAUCAGCAACCCUUUUCUGGGGUGAUUCUCAAAUCGAAUGGGAUGAACUCUCAUCCGCGGCCGCUGUACUGAACGUUGAUUACCACUCGCUCAGAACUCACUUCCAAAUCUACACGCCGUCGAUCCGCUACCUGCAUAAGCGGUUCGUCGUCCCAGAAGCAGCCCAUGAUGAUUCCCACAACCGCGGGAACUUCAUAUACGAGCUUCAUCGCGCAAGGCAUAUGGAGGCCAAGGAUCCCAGAGACCGCGUUUACGCAUUUCUGGGCCACUACACCAUGCAAACAAACGGCAGUGCCCUGGCGUCCUUGAAGCCCGACUACAGUCGGCUAGUCGAAGAGGUGUACAUCGACGUUGCGAUUCGCAGCCUCAAAGACUCCUCCUCCCUCAUCCUACUCGCGGCUUGCCAGCCCUGCGGCUCGCCGAAAAGAAUCGCCCGCAUAUACCGGAGGCGGGUGUACGUGCCGACCUGGGUCCCGGAUUGGAGGAUUCUGCCGUUGCACAUGUUCGCGAGCCCUACCACCCCCCACAAGGCAUGCGGUGAUACCUCCCCGAGGCUCGACAUUGACGAGAACAAACGGCUACUCCAUAUAGUCGGUGUGCGCGUAGAUACCAUCUCACGCUGUUUCCGAACUUUCCAGAAUGGCGAUUUCCAGAUGCAGAAGACAAAACGAAAAUACGACUCGCAUUAUCCAACAUCUUUCGAGGAGAUGUGGACAAAGGUGACCGGGCAAAAGGAGAUCUCCCUGAACGCCAGAUAUAAGCGCACCAAGGAGCCGGCAUUCGUCGCCAUGACGCAGACCCUGACCAACGGCUGCAUCGGCGUUGAUCGCUCACAGCCCUAUGAGGAGAUCCCGACGUCCAGGUGGACGGCUGCGGCCGCCUCCUAUCUUCUGCACAUCCGGGACGGAAACUACGCCGGUAUAACUGAAGAGGUACAGGCGCUUGCUGCCGAGGGAGAGCCAUUCAAGUGGAGCCAUGAAGCUACGCUCGUCACGCGGUAUCGCCGGUUCGCCAUCUCAUCAGAGGGGUACUAUGUCCUCGGGUCGGACAUGAUGGAGAAGGGAGACGUGAUUGUCGUUUUGUAUGGCGGGCGGACCCCGUUCGUGCUCAGACCCCAAGGCGACACUUGGGCGCUGAUGGGUGAAUGCUACGCCCAUGGACUUAUGGAUGGGGAGGCGUUUACACUUGGGGAAAAGGAGGAGGUUUUUACGAUUGUAUGA
Messenger RNA from Clonostachys rhizophaga, 1824 nucleotides. NCBI's taxonomy places the organism in Eukaryota, Fungi, Ascomycota, Sordariomycetes, Hypocreales, Bionectriaceae. The record is from the annotation of a GenBank genome assembly.